AUUGUGCCUUGUCAUUGCUCCAAAAUAUAUAAUUUCUCGGCCAUCUUCAUGGCCUUCAUUGCUGCUGUUCUUGCCGUCGCCGGCCUUGCUGCCGGUACGACAAUCACCACUACAGAGCCGGCUUUGGCAGCGAUUGAAGCAGCCCAGCAAACAACAGUGCCCCUAGCCUGGACAUCGAAUGUCACAGGAAAGGCUUUUGACCGCUUCUACCAAGUAUGGUUGGAGAAUGUGGAUUACAACGACGCCGCCGGAAAUGCUGAUCAGCAGUGGCUGGCCAGUCAGGGUAUCACCUUGUCAAAUUAUUAUGCUGUUGGCCACACCUCCCAGCCCAAUUACUGCGCUGCUGCUAGUGGAGACAAUUAUGGCAUGGACAAUGAUUUAUUCCACGAUAUUCCGACGAAUGUCUCGACUGUGGCGGAUCUAUUGAAUACAAAGGGCAUUUCAUGGGGUGAAUACCAGGAGGAUAUGCCAUAUCCUGGCUUCCAGGGGUAUAACUACUCCAAUCAAAAGACUUAUGCAGAUGAUUACGUGCGCAAGCAUAACCCUCUAGUCAUCUUCGACAAGAUCUCCAGCAAUGAUACCGCCUUACGUCUGAUCAAGAACUUCACCUCAUUUGAAACUGAACUGCAAAACAAGCAACUUCCUCAGUGGGCCUUCAUCACACCCAACAUGACUAAUGAUGCCCACGACACCAAUGUCACAUACGGCUCGGCUUGGCUGCGCGGAUUCGUGUCUGGGCUGAUGAAUAACACCUACUUCUGGGAUAACACUCUCAUGCUGCUGAGCUUCGACGAGUCGGAGGUCUAUAAUGUGCCCGAGACAGAGAUCUACGAUGUGCGCAACCGCGUUUUUAGUAUCUUACUAGGCGGUGCCGUCCCUCAACACCUUGUCGGCACGACGGACGAUACUGUCUACACUCACUACUCUACACUCUCUACAGUGGAAGCUAACUGGGGCUUGCCCUCGCUGGGGCGAUGGGACUGUGGUGCCAACUUGUUUCAAUUCGUCGCGGACAAAGUUGGCUAUACCAACUGGGUCAUCGACGACACAAACCUGUACAUCAACGAGUCACUACCCGGUCCGCUCAUGAGAUGGGGGUUGACAGCUUAUCGCUCCAGCUGGCCCGUACCCUCCACCAGUGACUCCUGCGCAGCGGGUAACGGUAUUCUGCAGUCUGUUAUUGACAUGUACAAGGGACGUGCUCCGACGUACAACUACACUGCUCCCUUUCCUUAUGAUGCUCUUUACGGCAUGGAUGUCGGUAUCCCUUACUCCCGCAAUGGCACGACCUAUAUCUCUGGUGUCAACACUACAGGGGUUAUUGGUCAUGACACGUUCUCGAGUACCCCUGGUGUCAGUGCCAAUCUUCCUGCGUCUACGACUACUGGUACAGCCGCUGCAUCUACGAGCACUGGUGCUGCCUCUACACUGGCUAUCUCGGCUGCCGGAUCUUUGACUGCUGUGUUUGUGGUUGUGCUUGGACUUCUGUAG
Molecule: messenger RNA, 1491 nt
Organism: Penicillium pulvis
Lineage: Eukaryota; Fungi; Ascomycota; Eurotiomycetes; Eurotiales; Aspergillaceae
Product: phosphoesterase-domain-containing protein
Exons: 3
Coding region: 49-1491 (480 amino acids)
Biological process (GO): phospholipid catabolic process
Molecular function (GO): hydrolase activity, acting on ester bonds
Source: RefSeq, a predicted model, not a curated record